AACAACCAGAGAAGAAUUGCCAACAUUAUUGAGUAUCUCACCUAUGAGGUAUGGGCUUACAUGAUCCGUUCACUCUACAACCAAGACAGACAACUCUUCAGCAUUCUUUUAGCUAUAAAAAUUGACAUGGCGAAGGGCAUCAUUCGUAACUUGGAGUUCCAGGUCUUCAUCAAAGGUAAACUGUUGCAUUAUAAUAAGAAUAUGUUGAACCUAAAGGACCUUGAAUAUUUCUAUGUUAAUCCUGAUUGUGUUCCAUGUGUAAAACAGGGGGUUUGAGUCAUUUACUCCCUGUCAAUUAAAAAAAAAUUGAUAACUCAUCAAAAUCAAUUAUUUUCUCUUUUUUUUUUUCAAAAAUUAAUCUCUGAGUUAGGGAAAGUUUGAGGCCCAUUUCUUUGAAUUUGCUGAAAAUUUAAAUUUAAAAAAAUAUAGACUCUAUAUAUUUUAAGAAAAAAAUUUUUGUAGACAAUUUUGAUUGAGUCACAUGUAAUAUUUUCUAAAUCUUAAAUAUUGAUGAUGAUUCAGUAGGUUUCCCACCUGUUCAAAUAAAAUAGAGAAUUUGAGCUCAGCCUAAAGGAGACAGCAGUGAAAGAACAAAGAACCUCAUCAUGACAGACCAGAGACUGCCCCCCCCUUUUUUUUUUUUUGUUUGUUUAAAAUGUUUUUUUUUUUUCAAGAUUUCUUGAGAUGUUAAUAUACCUGUCAGGGUUAUUUGUAGCAUCUUAUUUUUUAUAGACCACCGAAAUGUCUCCAUUUCAUCACUCACUUCUUAUAGUUUUAAUUUUGCAUUUGUUUUUUUUAUUUAAAUGAAUGUUUAUAAAUGUGAAAUAUCCACCAUUUUUUAAAAUCUUGCUACGUUUUAGUUUUAAAAAUACCAUUGAUAAUUUCUUUCAUUUUGUUUUUAAGCCAAGGCUUGGGGCCACCAGCUAUUUAUCAAUUUAACAUGAUAUUUGUAUGGGAACCAGGUGGUGCCGCCCUGGACAUGAAUGCUGUGCCCCCCAAACCUGCCAGGUGGAUCUCUGACAUGACAUGGCUGAACUUGGUCAAGCUUAGCGAUGUGCCACACUUUAGAAGCAUA
Lymnaea stagnalis (great pond snail) is the source of this 1075-nucleotide messenger RNA. The record is from the annotation of a GenBank genome assembly. Lineage: Eukaryota; Metazoa; Mollusca; Gastropoda; Lymnaeidae.